Molecule: messenger RNA, 543 nt
Organism: Paramecium sonneborni
Lineage: Eukaryota; Ciliophora; Oligohymenophorea; Peniculida; Parameciidae
Source: the annotation of a GenBank genome assembly
AUGAAUUAAUUAUGCUGCUUUUUAAUUUUGAUAACAUUACAAUUAUUUCAAUCUUGUUGUCUCAAAAAUGGUUGUUAAAGGAUAAAUCAGUUUAAAUCAACUUUGAGAGGCAACUAUAAAAAUGUAAUAAGUUAUGAAAACGGCUCUUUAUUAAUAAGUAGAAAAUAAAACUCUUUUAAUGGAUCUGGUAGAUUUUUAGGAGUGCUUUUUAGAAAUGAAAUAUAUGCAAAUUCUGCUGAUAUUAAAGGUACCUUUUGUUCCAUAAAUACUUCAAUAAUUAUUUAGUUGAGAUAAAAUUAUGAAUUGAAUACUCUUGUUUUAUGGUUAUGGGAUGGACAAUCAAGAUAAUAUAAUCUUGUAGUAUAUGCUUCACACUUAGAAAAUGAAACAGUAAUUUUUGAUUAGAUUUCUGCAUAAGCCAAAGCCAUUUAAAUUUAAUUUUCUCCUUAAAUUGUUGAUAAAUUUAGAGUCUACAAUAGAAAUGGAAAUUCAGUUUCGACUACAACUAAUAUUAUUAAAGCAGAAGCAUAUUACAAAAAAUGA